AUGGUUUCUCCUGAGUUUAACCUGACAUCGGCCAAGGCCACCGAAUACGAGCAUGAAUACGCUGCACAUAACUACCACCCACUUCCUGUGGUGUUCUCCAAGGCCAAGGGAGCCAAGGUUUGGGAUCCUGAAGGAAAAGAGUACCUCGACUUUUUGAGUGCCUACUCUGCCGUCAAUCAAGGCCACUGCCAUCCAAGAAUCAUUAAUGCUCUUGUCGAACAGGCCCAGAAGUUGACACUAUCUUCCAGAGCGUUCUCCUCGGACAUCUUUGGUUCCUACGCUAAAUACGUGACCGAGUUCUUUGGCUACGAGUCUGUUCUGCCAAUGAACACGGGUGCCGAGGCUGUCGAGACCGCCUUGAAGCUCGCCAGAAGAUGGGGUUACAAGAAGAAGGGUAUUGCUCCAAACGAGGCCAUUGUGUUGUCCUGUGCAGACAACUUCCACGGCAGAUCGCUCGCCAUUGUCAGUAUGUCGACUGACCCAGAGGCAAGAGACGAUUUCGGUCCAUACUUGGAGAAAGUUGGUCCUGUGAUUCCAGGAACUGACGGCAAGAUCCUGCGUUACGGCAAGAUCGAGGACGUCGAGCUUGCCUUUGCCAACGCUGGCGACAAGAUCGCGGCCAUUCUGAUCGAGCCAAUCCAGGGAGAGGCCGGUAUUGUUGUUCCUCCAAAGGACUACUUUGCCAAGGUCAAGGCUUUGUGCAAAAAAUACAACGUUUUAUUGAUCGCCGACGAGAUUCAAACCGGUAUUGCCAGAACCGGAAAGCUGCUCUGCUGGGAGCACUACCUGCCUCGUGAAGACAAGCCCGACAUGGUUCUGCUCGGUAAGGCCAUCUCUGGCGGCGUUUUGCCCGUUUCUGCUGUUCUUUCUUCCAAGGAAGUUAUGUACACGUUGGAGCCAGGCUCGCACGGAUCCACCUAUGGAGGUAACCCUCUUGCGUCGCGCGUGGCUAUCGAGGCUCUGGAGGUUGUGAAGGACGAGAAGCUUGUGGAAAGAUCCGUCGAGCUUGGAGAGUUCUUGCAAACCGAGCUGAAAAAGCUCCAGGACGAGUCCCACGGAGUCAUCAAGGAGGUCAGAGGUAAAGGUCUUCUGUGUGCCAUUGUGGUGGACGACACCAAGACCAACGGCAAAACUGCAUGGGACUUGUGUCUUAAGAUGAAGGAUCACGGUGUUCUUGCCAAGCCAACUCAUGAGCACAUCAUCAGACUCGCCCCACCAUUGGUCAUCUCCAAGGAGGACCUGCUCAAGGGAGUUGAUAGCAUCAGAAAGGCAUUAAAGGAGAUCAUCAAUUAG
Ogataea philodendri is the source of this 1293-nucleotide messenger RNA. RefSeq lists its product as uncharacterized. Gene Ontology annotation, molecular function: identical protein binding; L-ornithine transaminase activity; pyridoxal phosphate binding. Lineage: Eukaryota; Fungi; Ascomycota; Pichiomycetes; Pichiales; Pichiaceae. The coding region runs from base 1 to 1293 and encodes 430 amino acids. The transcript has a single exon. The record is from RefSeq and is a predicted model, not a curated record. Gene Ontology annotation, cellular component: cytoplasm.